Molecule: messenger RNA, 4912 nt
Organism: Fusarium odoratissimum NRRL 54006
Lineage: Eukaryota; Fungi; Ascomycota; Sordariomycetes; Hypocreales; Nectriaceae
Exons: 3
Coding region: 2749-4272 (507 amino acids)
Biological process (GO): regulation of transcription by RNA polymerase II
Molecular function (GO): DNA-binding transcription factor activity, RNA polymerase II-specific; RNA polymerase II transcription regulatory region sequence-specific DNA binding
Source: RefSeq, a predicted model, not a curated record
AAUUAUCAAUCAAGCCUACACCUAGUAUCCUGCCCACUUCAGGUUUGAUGAGUGCCCAAGGUACCUUACGGAGUAAAAGCAGGUGCAUUUGGAUUGAUGUCUGUCAGAAUCCAAAACAUGUUGCCUGCUAAACUUAGAUUGGCAGGAUCGAGGCAGGAACGGCCCAAUGAUCGGCAAUGCGUCUUUCCAGGUUUCCCUUCCUAUCGCGCCACACCACCAACAAAUCAAUCUUCAACAAAGCACUGUCACAGUCCAUCUCAAGAUCAAGUGGUGCGAACAACCAACACCAGGACAACGACGCUGAUAUUCAUCGCAGGUUCGGACCCGACUCACAUGAAGCACAACAUCUGCAUCGCGGAUCUUGCGGUCAGUAGAUGUAUAGGUCUUCUGUCAUUUGCAGUGGCUCCGUCAACACGCCCAUGUUUGCUCCAGCGCAUGACGGAACGGGCAACCAACAAUGAAGUCGUUCCAUGUACGGAUACCCGCGAGUCAAUGCAACCGCUACCACUCCCACAUUCCUUUAGCAGCACAGAUGAUCGCCUGUGACAACUAGAGGAGCGACAAAACAUCCCACCAGUCUUACCCGCACAAUCCACAAGUCACUCAAGGGUUCAUUGUUAGCCACCAGAAAUAGAAUCUUCCUGAGCCCCUCGACAGGAUCCCCAAGGCUCAAGAGAGGCUCCGUUACCCGCGACAUCACAUGGCUUUACUGUUGUCUCCCUUCGAGCACCGGAGACUUCGAUGUGCCUGUAACAUUUGUCAUUGUAAGAGUCUGCCACAGUGCCACCCCUCUCAUCAGGCUGGCCCUACACCGCACUGCAUGUACGUAUGUAUACGUACGCAGUAAUUUCUGGAUUGAUCCUGUCAUUCUGCUUUCACCCCUGGCCAGGACUCCAAGUGCCGUCCUAACAAUAACGUUUCCAUGGAUUGUUUGGCGGAGUUUCUGAACUUUUGUUGCUCAUCGUCCCCACAAUCUCGAACUUGGAACAGAAACACAAGGGGUUCAGUUCAGUCAUCUGUCAGACUUGGCUGGAGAAGGUCGAAACAAGCCCAGCCACAAACUACAUAUGACAGCCUCUAGCUGAUUCUUGCCCUACUUGCGAAUGCCUCCUAGGCGGCCAUUUCGACCGCCUUCAACAAUGUCUUAACUCUUAUCUCUGAUCUGGCCAGACCAGCGACGGAUGCGUCGUUUUGAUACCUUGUCUCGCCUCACCUCGCUUCACCAUCACACGGCCCAGCCUUGCACGUGCCUUGUUACAUAUCUCACAGGGUAGAGGACGAUCAUCCUUACGAUCUCCCCAUUAUUCAUCCACUUUCUUCCUGUAACAAUACGUAUAAGCCUUCUUGGCCAAUGGUCCCUCAUCUCAUCAUGACCGUGUCUUUCAUUCAACACACGUCCUUGCCUCCCGCCCAAAUAUGCUUUUCCCAUGAAAUACCCCUGCAAUCUUGGAGGGCCAGUCAGAUCCUGGAGAAGAUUACACGUACAUCCUACCCACAGUGCAGCAUUGCACCCCUCUACACCCCUGUCAAGACUCUAUUGGCUCGUUCCCGCACAAGCCGCGACAACGGUUAUGCGCAACAUGCACUAAAGCCGCAACGUCGACGCAGAUUCAGAAAAUUCAAUAACAAUUUCAGAGAAAACCUAGCCCGGCACUGCACCCUUGAUUCAUCCUUGCGGUUCUUUGUAACUUGCAUCUUUGCUGACUGUAUUAAUUACGUCCAGGUCUCAUCACGAACAACAGCAUCGAUGCCUCAGCACCUCAACAGAUACCGUGUAGAUGCUCUAAUCUGGUGUCGUUCUCGACACAUGUCACUAUCCAUCGUGUCAGGCCCAGUUCGUCGCCAAUAUGCCAUAAGCAAGCUCAUGAAUCAGCUCGAAAGCUUGUUUCUGCUGUCCUAGCAUACGUAUGUAGUAGUAAAGAGUGGGAUAAGUAUCUCCGAUAUGGAACCCUGGCCCGUGAAUAUGCAGCACCAGAGAGCUCAGACAUGCAACGGAUCGCUCGUUCAACUCUCCGCCAGACAGCAUCAGAUAUUAACCCCACCUCUUGUUAGUCGUUGGUGUUCACUCCUGGCGCAGGCCCAUGGGUGCGUGGGCAAGCACCACACUUUUUGCUUUCUUAUUCUACACCUUCCAUGACAGGGGAAGUCCUCGAAAUAUGGUGACCUUGCUCGACCCCCCCUGGGCAAGGACAUGGCAGUGACGGCUUCAUUCGUCUGACUCCACCAUAAGGCGUGUUUUGACUUGCCAGCUUGGAUUCAUAUAUCCAUCCCCAGCCCAGCGUCAAUGUGAACAACAUUCUGGAUAUCACUCCUUCCGAUCGAAGACAUAUCAACUCUAUCUUUCUCCAGGUUGCGGUUUAUGUUCUUAUCCAUUCUUUUCAUUCCCCAGACUACAGGUCCCAGAGUCUUUCGUUUAAAUCAUCACCAUUUCGUUUCGUCCCCAGGAUACGAUAUCUGUUUCGUCGUCCCUACUUUAGGAUCACCUCUUCUUCACAUUCCUUUUCUUCUAAUCCAGUGAUAAUCUGCUGCAUGCUGACUCGCCGCUAAGCUAUCACGCCCUUGUUCAUCCUUCCGUUGCCAUCUCGGAAGUGGUUUCAACCUUUCUGCAGCAGGCCGACCCGUCCGUGAAAGCAAGGCAGAAACAUUGAGGGGGCACUGUGUUGGUGUACCUGUCUAGCUACACUCGUCGGUCUCACGACCAUUCUUCUCAUUUAAGUUGGGCUUAUCCCCCUUCAACAUACCGUCCAAAUGCUUGUCACAAGGCAGUACGAAACAGAACAUAGCCGUUGGCCAUUCAGCAGAUACGAAGCAUCUCUUACUUCGACAAGCCCUCGCAUGUCUAAUCCUUACGAUGUCAAUGUCGAGCUGCCGGCCCCUACGAGCUGGCAAGCACACGAUCCAACUACUUCCCACAGUGGUAGUGGACCUGCACAGCAACAUCAAUCACGGAACGAAGCCUCAAGACUUUCCCUAAUGCGCCACCCAGCAGAAAACAGAGGCAAUGCUCUGGGAAUUCACAUGAGGCCCGGGGCGACUCAGAUGUACUCACCCCAUCUCCAGACGAUAGACCGAGGUGGGAUGUCGUUGCCAGGGCCCAGGGACUCGGUCCUUCAAAAUGAUAGCUACGGGAUGAAACCCAGUACCGCAAAUAUGGAGGACGUGAUUAGUUCAGGGCUGAUCAGCACCUCAAAAACAGCCAUUAAUAGUACGUUCGUGCCACCAAGUCGCCAAACAAACGACCUCUCGUCCACUCAAUCCAGCCAAGGAGCAAGAAUCGACUCGCCACAGGAUGAAGAGGAGGACGACCUCGAUGAUGACGAUAUGCUUGAUGGGGAGGGAGAGCAUUCAGCCCAAACUCCGGCAGAAAGGGCGGCUGCUCGACGCAAGAUGAAGCGAUUCAGACUCACCCACCAGCAAACACGGUUCCUUAUGAGUGAGUUCGCAAAACAGCCUCAUCCAGAUGCGGCACACCGUGAGCGGCUCUCACGGGAGAUUCCUGGCCUCAGUUCGCGCCAGGUCCAAGUUUGGUUCCAGAACAGACGUGCCAAAAUCAAGCGGCUGAAUGCUGAUGAUCGCGAUCGUAUGAUAAAGAUGAGAGCAGUCCCUGAGGGAUUUGACAAUGUCCAGGCCCUCCAUUCCCCCUACGGGGCAGUCCAUGGCAUGAAUGCUCCUAUGCCCUCACCAGGACACUUCAAUACACAAUCGUAUGCCCAGCACAUGAUAAGACCCUUGAUCGUCGACGGACGAAGGCAUGAUACAAGCGAACAUGCUUCUCCGACCGCAAUGACCCCAGGAUUUGGUGGGAUGGGGUACAGCCCCGCCGGUAGUUUGACAAGCUCAGGUCUUGCAUCGCCGCUUUCACCAGCUCCGAGUGACCGAUAUCCCUAUGGCGGCCACUUCACAGCCCCUCUUACAGGCAGCCCGAGAACAUCGCACCCAUUUGCGCAACACCAUGGGCUUGGAACUCCUGUUGAAAUUCAUCGAUCGAGCCCCCAGCCCAUCCCGCCUCCUCUGCUUCGCGACCCCCUCUGCAGGGCCAGAUCGGAAUCCUCACAGUCGCCGCUGCGACCCAAUAUGCCAUGGAAAGGGGAUGCAGUUGACUAUUCCUACAGGGGGACAAACACAAGCCCGAACCUCUCAGACCGACACCCAUCUAUCUAUCACCCUGCACCACUCAGCAACCCCUCUAUUACCAUGAGUGGCUACGAUGCAAACUCAGUUCCCGGCUCCAGGGCUCCUCCCGAGAACCAAGUUCACAGAACAGAAAUUUGAUGACCAUCGAUGGGGAGCCCGUGGCCAUUGUACUCCAAUAGCCAAGCCCUAGUCUGGCAGUUCCAAGUUGCCGACGCUUCAAACAGCUUGUGGACAAAUUCUGCAGGAUGUUGUUACUAUAGGCCUAGCCCAUAUGCCGUCUAGGAUCCCUCAUAAGGGAGUAUAUAUUUCUCCUUCAUACUCUUCGAUUUGGCCUUCAUUCCUUUUAUUUGCAGUACCUGCUGUUAUCUGUUUAAUUCUUUCCUCUCUUUUUUUUCCCCCUUCUUUUUUUCUUUCUCUUUUUGGUUUGCAUUGUGAAGUGCACCAGGUGCAUCAGGGCGUAUAAUGUUUUAUCUUAGAAUUGAUGAUUUCGGUAUCUGGUAACGAUCAUGACCCUUUCUUAUGUUCAGGGAGUAAGUCAAAUGGCAUGAUGAUGAACAUCUAAAGCUGGGAUUUAGUGAAAAGUGGAGGGCGCAAUCAUUGGUGGCAAUCGGCGCAAUUAUUGUUCUGGUUUGGCUUUUGGCAGACUGGUUUCUGUUCCCUUUUCAGGUUGGUUGAGCAAGUUGAUCCUAAGUAGUUAGUUUGCUAGAUCGGCGUCGGCCCAGGUGGCAUAACCGUUGACAGCUUGUUCCAAAGAAUAAAAACAAAUUUCAAGGAAUAA